Rhineura floridana is the source of this 3904-nucleotide messenger RNA. It is a transcript of the gene DUSP16, whose product is annotated as dual specificity phosphatase 16. The record is from RefSeq and is a predicted model, not a curated record. NCBI's taxonomy places the organism in Eukaryota, Metazoa, Chordata, Lepidosauria, Squamata, Rhineuridae. Gene Ontology annotation, biological process: negative regulation of MAPK cascade; protein dephosphorylation. The transcript is spliced from 7 exons. Gene Ontology annotation, molecular function: protein tyrosine/threonine phosphatase activity; MAP kinase tyrosine/serine/threonine phosphatase activity. The coding region runs from base 916 to 2916 and encodes 666 amino acids. Gene Ontology annotation, cellular component: nucleus; cytoplasm.
UUGUACUCAUACUGCUACAGAGGGAUAACUCCUUCGAAUGUAGCCAAUUUGGAUGUGAGGAAAUGACCAGUGACUCUCUUAUCUGUAGUUUUAUGGGAAAUUAAAUUGUAUAGACAAAUAAUGAGGUAGUUUUGGUCCCCUUUCUGUCAGGACUUUGCGCUAGUAUCCUAGUUAUACCUGUGGUUACUUAGCAAUAUACAGUGGGCAUGCUUUUAUUUAGACUAUUCUAUUUUAUUUUAUUUAGACAGUUUAUACAUUGCUUAACUAUAAUCUCUAAGCAGUGUACAAGGAAUACAAUAGAAUGAAAAUGAAAAUUGGUUAAAACUGUAAAAUUAAUAUUUUGUAUGCAUUUUUCUAAUAUUUAACUAUUAUUUAUUUAUGUAUGUAUUUGAUUUAUAUCAAAUAGUAGCCCAACUAAAAAAAUGCCUUUCUUAUUAUUCAUAAUAAAUAACCUUAGUGCUGGUGGAACACUCUGAUAUGGAGUACUGGCACCUUUGCUCAAACUGCUGCUGCUUACCAACCAGAGGCUCCUAGUCCACUCUAAAGCCGGUGAUGGGGGAACAAAGGUAAAGAAUGAUGUAAUGUCAGGACCAGCCGAAAAGCAUCUUUUGUUUGAGUUGUGAGAUGGCUACUCUAUAGCCCAGGAUGAAUUGGUUGUGAGGGGCUGCUUUGUGGAGCAAGCCCUGUAUAACCAGAACAUCAACUGGGAGCCGGAGGAGGCAUUCAUCUUUGGAGGGCCCUCUCAAGAGAAAAUGGGUCUAACUUUUUUCUUGCCAGCCACUACGUAUGACCUCAUAUACUUUGAGUACAAUGGAAUAGUUAAGCUUUUAAGUGCAUAGCCAUUACAUCAUCUUCUUCAACGUUGCUGAAAUUGGAGAGGAAGGCAGUGGCAAAAGAAGGGCCUCUGCUGUUGUCAUGGCUGAUGAAAUGAAUGGUACUCGACUCAUUGUUGGUGAGAGGCUGGUGGCUUUGCUGGAAAGCGGCACAGAAAAAUUGCUGCUGAUUGACAGCCGCCCCUUUGUGGAAUACAACACAUCGCACAUCUUAGAUGCCAUCAAUAUCAACUGCUCCAAGCUCAUGAAGCGGAGGCUGCAGCAGGACAAAGUGUUGAUCACCGAGCUCAUCCAGCAUUCUGCAAAGCACAAGGUUGAAAUUGACUACAAGCAAGAAGUUGUGGUAUAUGACCAAAGCUCAAAGGAUGUGGCAUCUGUCUCUUCUGACUCUUUUCUGACUGUCCUGCUGGGAAAGCUGGAGAAGAACUUCAGCUCUGUUCACCUGCUUGCAGGUGGAUUUGUUGAAUUUUCCAGUUGUUUCCCCAGCCUUUGUGAAGGAAAAUCAAUUCUGGUGCCUUCUUGUAUUUCUCAACCCUGCUUACCAGUCUCCAACACUGGACCAACCCGAAUUCUUCCUCACCUUUACCUUGGGUGCCAGCGGGAUGUCCUCAACAAGGAGCUGAUGCAGCAGAACGACAUUGGCUACGUAUUAAAUGCCAGUAAUACCUGCCCCAAGCCUGACUUUAUCCCAGAAUCCCACUUCUUAAGAGUGCCUGUGAAUGACAGCUUCUGUGAGAAAAUUUUUCCAUGGUUGGACAAGUCUGUGGAUUUUAUAGAAAAAGCAAAAGCCUCAAAUGGUUGUGUUCUAGUCCACUGUUUAGCAGGAAUAUCCCGUUCUGCCACCAUUGCAAUUGCAUACAUAAUGAAAAGAAUGGAUAUGUCCUUAGAUGAAGCCUACAGAUUUGUGAAAGAGAAGAGGCCAACCAUUUCUCCCAACUUCAACUUCCUUGGUCAACUUCUAGACUUUGAGAAGAAAAUAAAGAACCAAAGUGGCCAAACUGGACCCCUUAGCAAGCUGAAGCUUUUGCAUUUGGAAAAAAGCAGUGACCACGGGCUGGGACUGGAUGCUGAACAGAGCAGCAGCAGCAGCCGCCUUUCCUCUUCUCAGCUCUGUGCUACGUCUACCUCAGAGACUGUGGAGCAGAAGCCAGUGGAAUCUGGGAAGCUACCAGGUUCCUCUUUGCUAUCGUUAGAGGACAGUCCAUUGGUACAAGGCAUAAUUGGACUAAACAUAUCCUCAGAGAAAGUUGAAGACAGUAACAAGCUAAAGCGUUCAUUUUCCUUGGAUAUAAAAUCUGUAUCAUGUGUGGCCAGCAGCAACUAUGUUACUGCUUCAGGACAGGGAUAUCCUUCCUUGGAGGACACAUUAGAAUAUUACAAGCAUUCAGCCACCUUAGAAGGUGGCACCAAGCUAUGCCAGUUCUCCCCCGUUCAGGAAGUUUCAGAACAGACACCUGAAAGCAGCCCAGAUAAAGAAGAAGCAAAGCUUCCUGAGAAGUCCCAAAAUGCCUGGCAGCUGGACAGCCAGAGCAAAUGGCAGCACUUGGGGAGAGCCACUAGUGCCACUCAGAGGCCACUCUUGUACCCCCUGCAUCGAAGUGGCAGCAUGGAAGACAACUAUAAAACAAACUUCCUCUUUGGCCUUUCCACCAGCCAGCAGCAUUUGGCCAAGUCUGCAGCUGGGCUGGGACUGAAAGGCUGGCAUUCGGACAUCUUACCUCCUCAGGCUUCUACAACAUCUCUGACCAAUAGCUGGUAUUUUGCUACGGAUACCUCUCACUUUUAUUCUGCUUCUGCUAUAUAUGGGAGCAGCACAGCCUAUUCUACUUACAGCUGCAGCCAGCUGCCCACAGGGUGUGAGCAAACCUAUGCUGUACGCAGGAGGGAGAAGCAUGGUGACCGGGGGGAUUCACGACGGAGUUGGCAUGAGGAGAGCUCCUUUGAGAAGCAGUUCAAGAGAAGGAGCUGCCAGAUGGAAUUUGGGGAGAGUAUCAUGUCGGAGAACAGGUCCCGAGAGGAACUUGGGAAAGUGGGCAGCCAGUCUAGCUUCUCAGGCAGCAUGGAGAUUAUUGAAGUAUCUUGAACCUCUGUGCCACAAUCUACAUUUCCCCCCAUCUGUGUAAAACAAUUCCCUGUAAAUCUGAAAUUUCAAAAGAAUGCAAACUGUGUGUCUUCAGUGUGAAGGAAGCUAAUAGGUUUGUAUAUGUGUGUAUGGGUAUAAAAUUGUGUGUGUCUGUGAAUGCAAAUUAAAAGAGCAAGAAAUUAAAUGACAAGUCUAAUAUGUGCAGUGGGCAGUUGGGUAUUUUUUCCCUCUUGUCUUGCCUGCUCCCACUACCUUAAGGCAGAAAGGGCAGCUAUUUCAUACAUUUUAAUUUCCCUUGACAGAUGAAGCAGUUGUAGAUAAACAAUUGCACAAUAUUAUUGUAUUUAAAGAUUCUUCCUUUGUGAACUAAGCAAAUCUUUUGAUUCUUUUGAAGUAUUCUAUUUAAAGCCCAACCUCACACCUGGUGUUAGUCGCCAAUUUCUUCAGCAAUGCAUCUUAACAUUCAUUCAUUCAUCAUUUUAUUUGUAUGCUGCCUUUCCACAAAAAAUUGUGCUCAAGGUGGCUUACAGCAAGGUGAACAGAAAUACAUCUCAAACAAUUUCCUAAUAACAAAAAUAAAACAGUAACAUAACAGCAAGCAAAAACAACUUUUCAGUAUAUAAACGUAAUAAAACAAUCUUUAAAACAUGAGAUUGAACCAGACUUAGAAGGCUCCUUGCUGUUUCAAGAGGGAAAAAUGUAUGCAAUACUCACAUUGCUCUGUGCUAGUAAGGUUUGAUUGAAAACUAGCAUUCUUUAAUCUGGAUAGUGUGAAUGCCAAGUUAAGAGUGCUAAACCUUCUCAAAAUGAGAAUCUUGGACAGAUUUUUCUUUCUAGUCUGUUAAUAAGUAGUGGCUGCUAUUUGAAAAACAUGGAUUUUAAUUGACAAGUGAUGCUAUUUAAAAGAAUAGAUGGAUUUCUAGUUGUCUACCUGCAUAAGUGCUCUUUGGUUGGCAUCAAGGAUUGCAUUAAAUGUUUAUGGUGUCCA